ACUUUCACUUUCACUUACUCCAUGAAACAUGGCAGCUUCUAUUGUAAGAGGAGUGGAAAGGUUAAACUUAAAUAUUUACGUUCAGCGUAAAUGUAUUACACGUUCAAUAACCAGACGACAUUUUUCUACAUCAAAACAACUGAACAAGGCACUGGUGCUAGGUGUAUAUGAAAGUGAUUCACCUGAAUCCGUUGAAUUAUCCAGAACAGCUCAAAGAUUCAAUGAAAAUGUUGAUGGGAAGAUUCUUCAGCUGUUGAAAUUGGUAAAGAAACCUCUAAAAUCAGGUAAAACUAGGACAUUGCAUGGAGUGGAUCCAGAGUUUUCUUCGGUGGUGGUUACCUGCAUUGGAAAAAAGGGAGAAGGUUAUGAUGAAUUGGAGACAGUAGACAAAGGGAGAGAAUCCAUUCGAGCAGCUGUGGCAAGGGCUGUCCUUCAAUUGAGAGAAUUAGGUGAAAGUGAGAUUGAAGUGGAUUCUUGUGGAGACACUGAAGCUUCUGCAGAGGGAUGUCAUCUUGCUCUAUUCUCUUAUGAUGAUCUGAAAGCUGAAAAAAGUAGAAAACCACCAGUCAGCGUGUCCUGUGCAUCUCGAUUUAGCCAAGACAAAAAUAAUGUGGAAAAAGACUGGAGAAGAGGUAGCAUUUUAGCAGACGGUCAAAAUCUCUCCAGGCGUCUGAUGGAAAUGCCAUCUAAUCUUCUUACUCCAACAAAGUUUGCAGAAAUUGUCCAGGAGCAGUUGGGUUCAAAAUGUGAAGUCAUAGUCAGGGACAAGGGCUGGGCAGAAUCAAUGAAAAUGGGGUCAUUUUUAUCCGUGGCAAGAGGAUCAACAGAGCCACCUGUUUUCUUGGAAAUUGAGUACAAAGGAAAGCAAUCAGACAGCCCCAUGGCCUUAGUAGGGAAAGGUGUCACCUUUGAUACUGGUGGAAUCUCUAUAAAACCUUCACAAGGUAUGGACGCCAUGCGAGCAGACAUGGGAGGGGCAGCCUGUGUGGUUGGCAGCCUGCAGAGUAUCAGUAAACUAGGACUUCCUGUUCAUGUAAAAGCAUUUAUUCCUCUCUGUGAGAAUAUGCCUAGUGGAUCUGCCACCAAACCUGGAGAUGUAGUCACUGCCAUGAAUGGAAAGACAAUACAGGUGGACAACACAGAUGCGGAGGGGAGACUGAUUCUGGCUGAUGCUUUAUGUUACAGUGAACAGUUUAAUCCAUCUCUCAUCUUAGACAUGGCAACUCUAACAGGUGCUAUAGAUGUAGCUCUUGGAGCAGGGGCUGCUGGGGUGUUUACAAACUCAGAAAACAUGUGGAAUAAACUUCAGAAGGCUAGUACAAAAACAGGCGAUAGAGUUUGGAGAAUGCCAUUAUUCAAUCACUACACAAAGCAAAUAAAAGAAUGCCAGCUAGCUGACCUUAAUAAUAUUGGUGGUUCAAGGUCAGCUGGAGCCUGCACAGCAGCUGCCUUUCUCAAGGAAUUUGUGACAAACAAGAACUGGCUACAUCUGGAUAUUGCGGGUGUCAUGUCUAAUAAAGGAGAUGUAUCUUACCUCGGAAAAGGCAUGUCAGGAAGACCUACCAGAACUGUGAUAGAGUUUAUCAACAUUGCCAGCAAUGACUCUACCAGUUAAUGGGGCCAAAUAUUAAUGUACUUUGAUAUAGAAUUAGUAUGAAUGUUGUACAUGUACCUUAAAAAUUGUGAUAAUAAAUUUUAAAAUUUGUAAAUUAA
This is a messenger RNA of Ostrea edulis (European flat oyster), 1713 nucleotides long. Its product is annotated as cytosol aminopeptidase-like. NCBI's taxonomy places the organism in Eukaryota, Metazoa, Mollusca, Bivalvia, Ostreida, Ostreidae. Bases 29 to 1615 code for a protein of 528 amino acids. The record is from RefSeq and is a predicted model, not a curated record. Gene Ontology annotation, cellular component: cytoplasm. The transcript is spliced from 14 exons. Gene Ontology annotation, molecular function: metalloaminopeptidase activity; manganese ion binding. Gene Ontology annotation, biological process: proteolysis.